CUCGGAGUGCGGCAAGAGCUUCACCAGCUGCACCAACCUGCUGCGGCACAACCGCGUGCACUCUGGCGAGAGGCCCUUCACCUGCUCCGACUGCGGCAAGAGCUUCAAGAUGAUGAAUCACCUGAAGAUGCACCGCCGGGUGCACACGGGCGAGAAGCCCUUCAGCUGCUCCACCUGCGGCAAGAGCUUUGCUCGGUUGAUGGCGCUGCAGGAGCACCGGCGGGUGCACACGGGCGAGAAGCCCUAUGGCUGCUCCACCUGCGGCAAGAGCUUUGCCCGGUCGACGGGGCUAUUGCAGCACCGGCGGGUGCACAGCAGUGAGCGCCCCUUCACCUGCUCCGACUGCGGCAAAGGCUUUAAGUCGUCUACACACCUGUUGAUGCACAGGCGCAUGCACACCGGGGAGCGGCCCUACACCUGCAGCGACUGCGGCAAGGGCUUCACCCAGUCGUCGGGGCUGCUGCAUCACCGGCGGGUGCACAGCAGUGAGCGGCCCUUCACCUGCUCCGACUGCGGCAAAGGCUUCAAGUCGUCCACGGACCUGAAGUUGCACAGGCGCCUGCACACCGGGGAGCGGCCCUACACCUGUUCCGACUGCGGCAAGGGCUUCACCCGCUCCAGCAACCUGCUGCAGCACCAGUACACCCACACCAGCGAGCGUCCCUACACCUGCACCCAGUGCGGCAAGGGUUUCACCCACUCCACCAGCCUGCUGUCCCACCAGCGCACCCACACCGGUGAGCGCCCCUUCACUUGUGCCCAGUGCGGCAAGGGCUUCACCCAGUCCAGUCGCCUGCUGUCCCACCAGCGCACCCACACUGGUGAGCGACCCUUCACCUGUGCCCAUUGCAGCAAGGUCUUCACCCAGUCCAGCACCCUGCUGCAGCACCAACGCAUCCACACCGGCGAGCGCCCCUACACCUGCAUCCAGUGCGGCAAGGGCUUCUCUAGCUCCACCAGGCUGCUGGAGCACCAGUCCACCCACACGGGCGAACGUCCCUACACCUGCGCCCAGUGCGGCAAGGGCUUCACCCAGUCCAGUCGCCUGCUGGUGCACCAGCGCACCCACACCGGCGAGCACCCCUACACCUGCGCCCAGUGCGGCAAGGGCUUCACCCAUCCUAGUCACCUGCUGGUGCAUCAGCGCACCCACACCGGCGAGCGCCCGUUCACCUGCGCCAAGUGCGGCAAGGGCUUCACCCAAUCCAGCAACCUGAUUUCCCACCAGCGCACCCACACCGGCGAACGACCCUUCACCUGCUCCCAGUGCGGCAAGGGCUUCACCCAGUCCAGUCACCUGCUGGAGCACCAGCGCACCCACACGGGCGAGCGCCCCUACACCUGCACCCAGUGUGGCAAGGGUUUCACCCGCUCCUUGAAGCUGCUGUCCCACCAGUGGGUGCACGCCAGCGACCGUCCCUUACCCAGCCCCGUGUGUGGAGAGCACUUUGCCAUGGCCUCCCACGCCCCGUCUCACCAGCACGUGCACACCAGUGGCUAGCCCUACGACUGUCCGUACUGCGGUGAGGAGUUUGACUGCUCGCGGGAGUUGCGGCAGCACCGGCCGGCCCACGCCGGCGAGCUGCUGUUUCUACUACGGCAAGCGGGGGCUGCGGCUGCACCAGCGGAUACACACCAGAGAGAGACCCUUUAUGUGCGCUGAGUGUGGCAAAGGUUUCGCCCGCAUGUCCAGCCUGUGGCAGCACCGGCGUACUCACAGCGGUGAGCAUCCCUCUCCCUGCCCGUCCUGUGGUAAAGGCUUUGCCUGCUUUGACCACCUACUAGUCUAC
Messenger RNA from Amblyraja radiata (thorny skate), 1790 nucleotides. Its product is annotated as zinc finger protein 271-like. Bases 110 to 1501 code for a protein of 463 amino acids. The transcript has a single exon. The record is from RefSeq and is a predicted model, not a curated record. Gene Ontology annotation, biological process: regulation of transcription by RNA polymerase II. Gene Ontology annotation, molecular function: DNA-binding transcription factor activity; RNA polymerase II cis-regulatory region sequence-specific DNA binding. Lineage: Eukaryota; Metazoa; Chordata; Chondrichthyes; Rajiformes; Rajidae.